Molecule: messenger RNA, 495 nt
Organism: Haemonchus placei
Lineage: Eukaryota; Metazoa; Nematoda; Chromadorea; Rhabditida; Trichostrongylidae
Source: the annotation of a GenBank genome assembly
AUGAACUGGGAUUUCAUUGACGACACGUACGGAUUUAUCUUACGUGUGGACGAUCUUACUCCUAAUGUCGGCCUUGUGUGGUACUUUUUCACACAAGUGUUCGAGCAUUUCCGGACGUUCUACUUGAUGGUGUUUCAAAUCAAUCUACUUGUAUAUGUGAUUCCACUUUUGUUGGGCUUAAGGAAAGAUGCUCACCUUCACUUUGUGAUCAGUUUGCUUUUGGUGGCAGUAUUUUCAUCUUAUCCCACUUUGAAUGAUGCAUCUGUCUACAUGGCUCUUCUUCCCAUGCUUGAGAAAUAUCGAAAGUACCCACGAUACACUCUCACCGUCGCUGGAACUAUUGUUACAUGUGUUAUAUUGAUGCCAGUAAUGUGGCAUAUGUGGAUCGUGGCCGGUUCGGGUAAUGCGAAUUUCUAUUUCGCUGUAACGCUGAUUUACAAUGUUGCACAGGUGCGUUUACGCUUUACUUCUUUUCGUUUGUGUCACUCAUAUUAA